Aptenodytes forsteri (emperor penguin) is the source of this 5147-nucleotide messenger RNA. RefSeq names its product putative homeodomain transcription factor 1 (gene PHTF1). Lineage: Eukaryota; Metazoa; Chordata; Aves; Sphenisciformes; Spheniscidae. Gene Ontology annotation, cellular component: endoplasmic reticulum. The transcript is spliced from 17 exons. The record is from RefSeq and is a predicted model, not a curated record. The coding region runs from base 4 to 2166 and encodes 720 amino acids.
GAGAUGAAGGGCUUCAAAAACAAGCCUAAGAAGAAGGGUCACAUUCAGCCUGAUCUGAUCGACGUGGAUUUAAUCAGAGGCUCUACAUUUGCCAAAGCCAAGCCUGAAAUUCCCUGGACAUCGCUAACUCGGAAAGGAAUUGUGAGAGUUGUAUUUUUUCCAUUAUUCAGCCAGUGGUGGAUACAGGUUACUUCCCAGCGUAUUUUUAUGUGGCUUCUGGUGCUCUAUGUUAUGCAAGUCAUAGCAGUUGUGUUGUAUUUCAUGAUGCCUGUUGUGAAUGCAAGUGAAGUCAUGGGACCAAUGUGCCUUAUGUUACUGAUGGGAACUGUUCACUGUCAAAUAGUGUCCACCCAGAUCAACAAACCUUCAGGAAACAACGGACUCAGCAGGCGGAGGAGGAAGUUACGCAAAUCUGUGGGUGUCGAUGGGAACAGUUGGUCUUCAUCUGACAAAAACAGUAAAGAAGAGCAGUCUGAAUCUGCAUCCAUUCUUAACAAUUUAUUUAGUAUGCUUUUCCGAAGGAGGAUUAGAAGAGUAAAGUUGGUAGCUGAGAAAGGGACUGAGACAGAAAAUGGUGUGAAUGCUGUGAAUAAUGUCAUUAAGCACAGACAUGCCAGAUCUGAAUACAGGCUGUUGCACUUCAAAGAGAAAAAUAAACUUUCCGAUGGGGAAAAGAGCCAUCAGGAUGACUGCGCCAACAGAGGUGGCAUUUCUGAUGAGCUUUCGAGUGAGGAGGAUGCUGAAGCAAUGGCACAAAGGAUCUUGUUACGCCAGAAUGUAGAAGGGGCUUCCAGUGACAAUAGCUAUGAAGAGAAGAAAAAGAGGCCUCUUGUUUCUUUGAACCAGGCUGUCUCACAGGUCAAGCAAGCCCUUAAAGGUGCCAGAGACUCUGAUAGUGUCAUGGAAUCUGAACUAGAAUCCACAUUAUAUAGUCAGGACUCGAGGCCCUGCCUUAGUGUGGGGUCCCGGAGCUGUAGUGUGACCCGGAGAGACUCGGAAAGUACUCGCCAUGACUCUGAGACAGAAGAUAUGCUUUGGGACGAUCUGCUUCACGGGCCAGAGUGUCGCUCAUCCUGCACCAGCGACAGUGAGGAAGUGACUGUAAGAGGUACCAGGCGGGAUUUGAAGGAAGAUGUUUUCCAGCAGAAUCAUUUGUUUUGGCUGCAGAAUACAAGUCCAGCAUCUGCAAAAGUGAGUGCACUGAUCUGGGAAGGGAAUGACUGUAAGAAGGUGGACAUGUCUGUGCUGGAGAUCAGUGGGAUUAUCAUGAGCAGGGUUAAUGCCUACCAGCAAGGAGUGGGUUAUCAAAUGCUGGGAAACAUCAUCACCAUUGGAUUAGCAUUCCUACCAUUCCUCUACAGACUCUUCUGCACAGAUAACCUGGAGCAGCUGUGCUCAAUUUCUCUAAUGGAGUUUUUGCACAUCUUUUGUGGAGCACCUGCUAGCACUCCUGUCAUUGUGUUGUCUGCAAUCAACUUCCUUGAAAGACUUUGCUUAACCUGGAUGUUUUUCUUCAUGAUGUGUGUUGCUGAGAGAACAUACAAACAGAGGUUUUUGUUUGCCAAACUUUUUAGUCACAUUACAUCUGCUCGGAAAGCCAGGAAAUACGAAAUUCCUCACUUUAGACUCAAGAAGGUAGAAAACAUUAAGAUCUGGUUAUCCCUUCGUUCCUAUCUAAAGAGGCGAGGCCCCCAGCGAUCUGUGGAUGUUGUCGUAUCAUCAGUCUUUUUACUGGCUCUUUCAAUUGCUUUUAUAUGCUGUGCCCAGGUUCUUAAGGGUCACAAAACAUUUCUGAAUGCAGCUUACAACUGGGAGUUCCUAAUCUGGGAGGCAGCACUUCUUCUCUUUUUACUACGUCUGGCAUCUUUGGGCUCCGAAACCAACAAGAAAUACAGUAAUAUUUCAAUCUUGCUCACUGAGCAGAUAAACUUAUACCUAAAGAUGGAGAAGAAGCCAAACAAGAAAGAACAGCUGUCUCUAGUAAACAAUGUUUUGAAACUAUCUACAAAGCUACUGAAGGAAUUAGAUACUCCAUUUAGGCUGUAUGGACUGACCAUGAAUCCAUUAAUCUACAAUAUAACACGUGUUGUAAUACUCUCUGCUGUCUCAGGUGUUAUAAGUGAUCUUCUAGGAUUCAAUAUCAGAUUAUGGAAAAUUAAACCGUGAACUGACCAAACAUCAGCACUCAGCCCUCUCCACCAGAAAGAGACCAGAGAAGAUAACCAAUAGCUUGGGCAAAAAGCAGAGGUGCUCUCAAACUACAGAAAUCUGUAAUUGUGAUUUUUUUAACAGGUUCUCAGCGUACAUAUCGAAAGUUCUCCCUCUGCUUUACUGUUCUAUAACAUACAGAAUAAGCUGGUCUAAUUAGCAAAGUCAUCCCAUGGCAUGGACACACAGCAAAAGAGAAUUAAUGGGGCCAAAUACUAGUAGCUGGCAUUGAAAAUAGCAGGAACUGUGUGCACACAGCGUGGGGCAUCGAACACUAAAAGCCACACGAGAGCUCCUACUGGAGGGACACCGAUGAUUGCUACAGGUGCCUUGUUUCUGUAAAAUCUGAAUCCUGUGCGUGUGACAAGUGAAGAGUCGGGCCUCCUGUUAGCGUCAUCCUUUUCAGAGAGCUCUGGAGCUACACUGAAAUUUUUCAAUUUGUGCAUCCUUCUUCAGAGCUCUGCUCGGACUGAUAAUACUUAGGUGCAUUUAUCUGAAUGUGCUGAGAAGUAUUUCUUUUCUUACAAGCUCAGCGUGCUUGAGGCUUUGCCUCUUUACCCUGAACUACUGCAGGACGCAGUGAAAUUUGGUCUGCACAAGAUGAAUUCUGCCUCCACGUUGACAGUUAAGCAAUAUAACAGAUUCAUGCUGGUUGGCUUACGUUGGGUCUUCUGCAAAUAAAUGAUCAUUUUUUGAAAACAUUAGUUACAUGAGAACAACCUUAAAACACAAACUACAAGUAAAGCGUUGUCAACUAUAGAAUAUUUCGCUGUUUGUUCCCCGUAACACCUCAGUCAUGCUUAGCCCGGGCUCUGUACCGCGGGCAUCCUGGCGUGUCUUCUUCUGACAGCCAGCUUUGCUCCGCGUUCUGAGAAGCUGUUGCAGCUCCGCACUGCAAUAGUGCCUUACACUGGAAUAGCCGAGGAAGAAAUCCGUUGUGCGGAUCAGUUCAGUGGAAGAGAUGCGGCAAAGACUUCCUCGCCCAAAAGCAGAAUAAUGUUUAGAAAGGGCAUAGGAGAGAAACAAAAUGUUUUAAAGACAUCUGUUAAACGUAGAUGUUCCUUAACUGACUCUACUAUCUUCUAUUAUAUUAGUAAUGAAAAAAGCAAAAACUGAGGAACUUUUCAUAGCUUCAUUCUUUCACAUAAGGGGUAAGAUGGCAUAAGAAUUUUUGGUAGUAAAUUGUUUACAGCUAUUUUCUGUACAAGGAAAAGUUGUAAGAUGUAAAAGGAGAUGACAAUUUUAUAUAUCAAAAUGUGCAAAUAAACCUACAGUACAAGUAUUUCAUCAUUAACAACUGUUUCUACAUGACUUGAUGAUUUCUGUAACACCUUUGUUGAACAUUUGUUAUUUGAACAGGGAAUCAAAGAAACUUCCAAUAAUAAAUUGCAUUUGUUUUCCAGAAGAGUACUAUGUUUGUGGGUAAAACCUGGGUCAUAGAUUCAGCUGUUUAAAGUAUCGCACCACUGAAAGUCAACGAAGAAUCUAUUUUAUACAGUGCAGAACCAACAGGCCAUGAACUGGAGUUUCUUUUUAAUAUCUAUAUAAAAAAUAAUGAGCGAUUUACAGGUCUGUCUCUAGUCAGAACCUCAGAAGUAUGUAUAAAGGUGCUGUACAAUAUAUAAACAUUUACACCCAGUACAUCCAUACGUUGCUUAGCAUUCCAAGGCCACAUUGCUAAGUCAUCUGAUACAGUAAGUACAGAUACAAGUUCUAUGGAAGGAGAAAUCACACACAGGUAAGACACGAAAUCAGGUCACAUUAACAUAUAGAAAAAAUACAGGGGUAUGAUGACAGGGAAAUAAUUUCAGUGGUGCUAAUUCAUCUUUGUAUUAAACAUCUGAAUUUGUUACUGUACUCAGCGGUUAGGGCAAGUGCAUACAACUCAACAUAAAACAGAAUCUCUUGUUAAGAAUACAUGGUUAAUAUCUACAUAGGCUACUUCAAAGUAUUAAAUAUUUUCACAGUCAUACUCCACAACAUGGAGUAUUUGUAUGUAUUAUGCUACACAGCAAAUCUCAGUGGAUCAUCCAAUGUCAAGCAGCAGAGCACAGUUCAGAUCUGCUUUAAAGUCUAUUUAAUUUUCAAAGUCUUUGUUUAAAAAGCUGUUUGAGUAGUCAUCUGUACUUCUAAAGAAUUCAACUCAGAACUGAUUCACUGUACUUCAUUAAGCUUUAAAAACAUUAAAUGUUUCAAAGCCAAAACGAAAUAUUGACUCAUUCACCUUCAAAUAGCAAAUCGUCUUAUUUUGAAUUUUAAUAUGAGUAAGUAAAGCUUGACCUUGUACACUUCUUUCUCCUGCAAACGACCCAUGGGCUCCUUCUACCACUUUUUUGCAGUCAUUAAAAGCCUAACAUGUCAGGAAAUCAUGACUAGAACUAUGAAGAAAAUAAAACCCUUCAAUUUAUGCAGUCUGCUGUUCUUACAGCUGUAGGACUGAUGUGUCAGUAGAUUCUGGUGGUAACGUUCCUCUUUUUAAAAUAUGUAUUAUAGCCCAAACAAUAGAUAUUAAGUCUCAUGUACCCUGUAUAUCAUCCUAUUUAGCACUCUUAGAACAGAUCACACAUUCAAAGUAACGUAUGGGAGACUUCUAAUAUACGCAGGCAAGAACUUCAUUUAAGAAGCUACUAUGGCAGUUGGUUCUGUCCUAAAGGUCAGCUGUUAUCUCUGCAGAGGGAAAAAAUCCGAUUCCUGAACUAGCAUUAAAUAAUUAAAGAUGGGAGUUCAGUACACAGCACCACAAUGAGGCGGAAAACAAAUGUGCACUCAUUGCUUAUGUUUACAAAGAACGCUAAGGAUGACACAGUGCCACAAGUGAAACCAAAGGAAUUAUGUUAUUUAACAGAACCCAGAAUUUUCUCUUUUCAGACAGAUGUUUGCAAACACUUGUUAUAAGCCUCCUUAUGAAUCAAGAAAAUAAAGCAAUUUUGCUGUGUUCA